This is a messenger RNA of Eruca vesicaria subsp. sativa (arugula), 1287 nucleotides long. NCBI's taxonomy places the organism in Eukaryota, Viridiplantae, Streptophyta, Magnoliopsida, Brassicales, Brassicaceae. The record is from the annotation of a GenBank genome assembly.
AUGGCUGCCUUCCCCAACCCUAGCUCUGACGCUGGAUUGAAGAAGCUCGAUGAGCAUCUUCUCACUCGCAGUUACAUCACUGGAUACCAGGCUUCCAAGGAUGAUAUCACUGUCUUUGCUGCCCUUGCAAAGCCACCAACCUCACAGUAUGUGAACGCUUCUCGUUGGUACAACCACAUCGAUGCCCUCUUGAGGAUCUCAGGCGUUUCUGCUCAAGGAAGUGGUGUCAUUGUCGAGGGAUUGGCCCCGGUUGCAGAGGAGGCUGCUGCUACUCCCCCUACAGCUGACUCUAAGGAUGCUGCUGAUGAAGAGGAUGAUGAUGAUGUUGACCUUUUCGGAGAGGAGACCGAGGAGGAGAAGAAGGCUGCUGAAGAGAGGGCUGCUUCUGUUAAAGCAUCCACAAAGAAGAAGGAAUCUGGAAAGUCAUCAGUUUUGAUUGAUAUCAAGCCUUGGGAUGAUGAGACUGACAUGAAGAAGCUAGAGGAAGCUGUGAGAUCAAUCCAGAUGGAAGGGUUAUUCUGGGGAGCAUCAAAGUUUGUCCCGGUUGGUUAUGGUAUCAAGAAGUUGCAGAUCAUGUGCACCAUUGUUGACGACCUUGUGUCUGUUGACACUAUGAUUGAGGAGCAGCUCACCGUCGAACCUAUCAAUGAGUUUGUUCAGAGUUGCGACAUUGUUGCGUUCAACAAAAUCUGUCAAGAGAAACAACACAACAACAUUAUUAUUACUUUUGAUCGAUUUUACACUUUCUAUCUCAGUUACAAAGCUGCAAAAGAUGAUCUCACCAUCUUUGGGACUCUUGCAACUCCCCCAUCUUCAAAGUAUGUGAACUUAUCUUGCUGGUACAACCACAUUGUUGCCCUCUUGAGUACCUGUGGUGUCUUUGAUGAAUUAACUGGUGUCAUUAAGAGAUCACCCCGAGUCACAGAAGGGGCCCUUACUACUGAUUCUAGGGAUGUUGAUUUCGGAGAGGAGACGGAAGAGGAAAAGAAGGCAGCUGAAGAAAGAGCAGUUUUUGUGAAGGCAUCUACAAAGAAGAAGGAAUCUGGGAAGUCAUCAGUUUUGAUUGAUAUCAAGCCAUGGGAUGACGAGACUGACAUGAAGAAGCUAGAUGAAGCUGGUGCAUCAAAGCUUGUUCCAGUUGGUUACGGUAUCAAGAAGUUGCAGAUCAUGUGCACCAUUGUUGACGACCUUGUGUCUGUUGACACCAUGAUCGAAGAGCAGCUCACGGUCGAACCUAUCAAUGAGUACGUCCAGAGUUGCGACAUUGUUGCCUUUAACAAGAUUUGA